AUGGAGUAUGUCAACUCGCUUGGGUCCAACCAGACACCUUCCACAGAAGCUGUGAGCCCUAUGACCCUGGAUUCUACGCCCGUGGAUUCUUCGCAGACCCCAGCCAAGGAUUUGACGAGGGAGUUUGACUCUGAGCCCUUGCCAGCCCCAAGCCGUCCAGAUGUCUGUAUGAUGCCAGUGGAAGCUGUGGCAGCCUCGGAAGCUGACAGCACCGCAGCGAACCCGCGCCAGCAGCUUCUUUUGGUGGAUUCGAAGAAGAGGCCAAAGCCUGCCGAUGGAGUGCCCAGUGAUGCUCACAACCAUGAAGGUGCUAAGCGUGAGAAGACCAGCCCCGAUGCUGUGGGUGAUUCUGCAGAUCGCAAGAAGUCCGACCUUGGAGCCGUUGAUGGCGCUUUGCCCAUCCCAGAAGGUAUGCCAGAGCAUGCUCUUCCUCAAGGCUAUCGCAAAGGCAGGCUUAGCUACACUAUUUCCAGCCCCACUAGCAAAGCUCGGGUGGAGGUUCUCCUCAAGCAAAGGGCGUUUCGCAUUGUCAAGAUUGGUGAGAAAGAUGGCUACUGGGAUCACUGA
Molecule: messenger RNA, 567 nt
Organism: Cladocopium goreaui
Lineage: Eukaryota; Dinophyceae; Suessiales; Symbiodiniaceae
Source: the annotation of a GenBank genome assembly